Lutra lutra (Eurasian river otter) is the source of this 3617-nucleotide messenger RNA. It is a transcript of the gene CLDN34, whose product is annotated as claudin 34. The coding region runs from base 2584 to 3333 and encodes 249 amino acids. Gene Ontology annotation, cellular component: bicellular tight junction; plasma membrane. The record is from RefSeq and is a predicted model, not a curated record. Gene Ontology annotation, molecular function: structural molecule activity. NCBI's taxonomy places the organism in Eukaryota, Metazoa, Chordata, Mammalia, Carnivora, Mustelidae. Gene Ontology annotation, biological process: bicellular tight junction assembly; cell adhesion. The transcript has 2 exons.
GACUAAGGCCCAAGCUGCCAUCAAGAGGCUGCCGUCUUGUUAACUGCCUGAGCCCCGCCCUGGGCGUCCCCCAUACCUAGCAACCGAGAACUUGGGAAGCCAGGACAAUGGGGGGUAGAAUGUGGGGACCGCGGAAGGCGGGGGGGACGGCCUUAAAAGCGGGCGGCUGGCCGGUGCGGCAGCAGAGAUCUCCUGUGGGCCCUGCGGAAGGGCCGCCACGGAGAAGCACUGAAGGUGGCCUUAGAGGAGCGGCGUGGGCUUCUCCACGCCCAGCCGGGUAGCAGACUGUCCUCUUCCCCAGACACUCGCUCCCCGGGAGACCACGUCCCUGCUGGGCGGAGGUACGGCCCUUCUCGCUGUGUGUGUGACGGUGGGGAGGAGAACACAGACGGGUCGCUUGACCACACUAAGUGUGCGGUUUGGGGGCACGUGUAUGAUGGCCCCCACCAUCCCCAUCCGGGACCCCUUCCUCUUCCCAAACGGAAGCCCUGUCCCCGUGGAGCACCACCUGCCACAUUCCUCUGUCCCCAGCCUCUGGCCACCGUGUCCUGCUUCCCAUGUCUAGGACUCCGGCUGCUCAAGGUGCUGCCUGGAAGCGAGUCCCGAGCUUUGUCCCAGGGACUUUUCCCUGCGGUGUCUGCAAGGCUCAUCCAAGUCGGAGCCGGUGUGAGACUCCCUUCCUCUUUCAGGCUAGUAGGGACUCGGGGGGGUGUAGAGACCCCGUUUUGUCUCUCCAGCCAUCCGUGCUGGACACUCGGGUUUCUGCCUCUUGGCUGUGAAUGUCGGGGCGGGGGGUGGGGGGCGCGGGUGUCUUUCUCUCCCGUUGGGUCUGCUCCAGGAGCUGGGAUUGCUGGAUCACGCGGUAAUUUCACGUUUAAUUUUUCGAGUUUUUAUCGUGUUUCCUGUCCUCCAUUGUGUUUUGACUCCUUGAUCAUCCUACAAGUGUUCGUCUCAGUCGCUCUCAAAGAUGAACUUGCUGUUCCUUGCUCUCCCAUCCGGAUGCCCCUUCCUGGUCUCCUGGCGUGGAUUCGAGUGGCAGCACAUCAGCGUCCCCCACCAGGGCAGACCGAGGGCGGUGGACGGGGUUGACCAGCGCAGGGCGCGGUGCCCUUCCCCUCGGCGCCACCUAACCCCACUUCUCUCUCCCUUCCGUAGCCUUUGUGCUGUGACGCCACAGGCACGUCGUCGUGAGACAGCCUCACGGGGUUUUUGUAGGUCACCACCGCUUAUUUUGUUGGUAUUUCAUUGCCCGGUUUCAGGUCCAUCUUUCAUCCUCCACAAGGCCCAUCUCUGCUGAAACUGCUUCUCUGCACGUGUCCUCACCCUCUGCUUCUCCCUUUUCUCUUUCAUAUUCUCCCAUUACCCGAUAUAUGGAGCCCUCCAGUUGGGUCUCCUUGGCUAGUGAAACAAACAAACAAAAAAUCUGACCGUCUCUGGGACAGGCCGUCAUUCCCCCUUAGACCUAGAGCUUUCCAGUCUGAACCAAAGACGCAUCAGAAGUCAGGCAAAGCGUGAGGUAUACGUUACAAAUGUUAGUGAAGACUAGCACCUACUAGAACACUCCACUGAAAGGUUUCCCAUCUUGGAGAAAGCAUUUCAGAGUUCACAAAGCUCUGUUAAAUUCGAAGGCUGGAAACUACGUUCAGGUUAUGAGCCAGAGUCUGGUAAGAUUAUCUGUGUUUUAAACUUCCUGAGGCCAGAAAAUAACCAGAAAACUACAAUGAGGCUCAGUCUUAAAGUGCCUCUUGUUCCUAAGGGUCCUUUACACGGAGCGCCCAUGGUGGUUCCAUAUACACAGUCGUCAAACCCAGAUAGGCGAGCCACAGCAAGCCUUACGAGGAGGCAGGGAAAGUAGAGUCCUCCUACCUUGCUGGUGGGAUUAGCAAAUGGUGCGGCCAUGUAGGGGAACAAUUUGGUGGUCCCCCAAAAUGUAGACAUAGAGUUAGCCUGUGACCCAGCAGUUCCGCUCCUAGGUGCAUACCCAAGAGAAAUGAAACCAUAUCCAUACACACACUUAGACAUUACCGUUCACAGCAGCAUCCUCAUAACAGCCCAAAAAGGAAAACCACACGAGUGCCCACCUUCUGCUAAGUAAAUGGUAGUGUAGCUGUACAGUGGAAUAUUACUGGGCCAUGAAAAGGAACAGAGUCCCCACACAUCUAUAGAUGAGCCCCCAAAACGUGAUGUUCAGAAGAAGCCAGACACACAGGCCGCGUAUGGUAGGACUCUGUUUAUGGGAGCUACCCAGAACAGGCAGAUCUAUAAGAACCAGGGGUGGGGGUGGGAUGGAGCAGGAAGUAAGGAGGAACUCCUAAGGAGUACGGCAUUGCCUUUAUGAUUCUCUUAGAGAGUCCUCCUUCCUUUUAGCAAACGGUAGACGAACCCUAAAAUGGCUGUCCUUUCCACUCAGCUCCCAUGUCACAAUGGCCCCAUUAUUCCAGAAUUCUCUCCCAAGGUUUUAGAAUGUUGGAUAAGUGCUGAUGUAGGUUUGUCAGUGGUUCAUAAGUGGGGCCAGAGGACUUUGAGGAGAUGAGAUCCAAACUGUUGUGACAACAUCCUUCAAAGUCCCAGUGGUCUCAUCCGAUGGUGGGUUGGAAGUGGCCUGUUAGGAGAGAAGGCAUCGGCUGCCUGAUGGCACAGGGGAUAGCAAGCAUCCGCAGAAGCUCCCUGCGGUGCGCACUGGCCAUGCUGCUGCUCAUCAACAGCGCCAACUGCCAGGUGGCCGGCUUUGCGAUGGCCACGGUGGGCUGGAUCCUGACCACCACGUCCAUGGGCCUCGUGGAAUGGAGAGUGUGGUACAUAGAGAACAACGCCCUCAUGUCCCCGGGCCUGGUGUGCGUGGGCAUGUGGAAAGUCUGCGUGUACCACCACGUCAGCAACCACAACAAAGUCACCCUGUGUCAACGGUACAGCUACCGCGACCCGUAUCUCCCGCUUGAUAUUCGUGUCUCCCAAAACCUCCUGCUGAUCGCCAGCAUCCUAGGCCUCCUGGGGCGAGCCUCCAUCAUCUUCGCUCUCAGGAACGCAUACCUGGGUAUUCUGCGGGAGAACGCCACCUUCAACCCAUUUGUCGCUUCGGGAAUCCUGAACCUGGCCUCCGGCGUCUGCAUAGCCGUCACCGUGGUCUGGAAUUACCACUCCGUGAUGAGCGAGCAGGGCAUUUCCUUCCCCCCGUCGCUGUCGAUUCCCUUCAAGCCAAACACUCAGGAGAUCGGCAGUGCCUUUCUGGUGGCGUGUCUGGCCGCCUUCAUGAUGUUGCUGAGCGGGGUGAUUUUCCUGUCCCACAAGUUCUCCACGGCUACCCAAGUGCAUCCUCAAACUUCCGACAUGUGAAAUUCCUGGUUUUGUCGGCUUUGCGAAUCCAGGAUGGCCAAGGGUUUAUGAGAAAUAUUAGCAGAGUGUCCUAUCCAAUAUUUACAAAGAUUCCAGACCAUGGCAGAGGUAGCUUGGGGCAGAAGAUGGCCAACUCUUUCUUUCACCUUCUGUAUCUUUUGUUUCGUUGAUUCACCAGCUCUUUGAUUGAAUCGAGGAAAUUUCAUUUAAAAAAAAAAAAAAUCUUCCUCACCUGCCUAUUGGUCUUAUUGGAUCUGUAUUUUAAUUAUUGUUGAAUAAAUAAG